Molecule: messenger RNA, 441 nt
Organism: Penicillium waksmanii
Lineage: Eukaryota; Fungi; Ascomycota; Eurotiomycetes; Eurotiales; Aspergillaceae
Product: polysaccharide biosynthesis domain-containing protein
Exons: 4
Coding region: 1-441 (146 amino acids)
Cellular component (GO): cytoplasm
Source: RefSeq, a predicted model, not a curated record
AUGUCCAAGCCAUUCAACCCCGAGGAGGCCGAGAACUUUGAGGAUAUGGAGAAGCAGUUCGCUGUUAAGGCCGUCGAACACCUCAUGACAUACUGGGCCAUUCUGGAGAAGGUCAAGGGCUCGCAGCUGCGCCUGACCAAGAUGGAUGACCUUAUCUACGUUUCGUUCAUGAAGGAAUUCCCAGGCUUCGACCCCUCCGCUCCACUCGAUGAGGACGCGAUGAAGAGCAAAGCUGGCAAGGAGAAGUGGCGCAACUGGGUCAACCAGUUUGAGAAGGAGAUCGAGGACUACAACUUUGGAACGAUGAUUCGCAGCCGUGCCGAUGCCGAGUACGACCAAGACACUACCAUCUUCGGUCUGCGGAUGCAAUUCUACGCUAUUGAGAUUGCCCGUAACCGCGCUGGUCUGAACGACUGGAUCUACGAGAAAGCCAACGCCUGA